AUGUCUUCAUUCUUCUGGUCCAGACUGAGACGUCAUCGCGGCGAGAGCUCCAUCGUCGAAUCUUCUCCGCAUCCGGCAAUGUGGAGCUCAGCAGCAUCGUCACCAGUGUUUUCUGCACACGACAGCAAAUCCGGAUGCAAUCAUCACGCAGAUACUAAUAAGAGGACCCAAUCUGCUGCGCAUCAUGAGGGUCUUGGUCGACGUGGCAUGCCCUUUAAAAAAACCGAAUUCCUGACACCUCGUCGACAAUCUAUGAACUCAACCGUUGACCCGGCAGAUCACGAACCGGCAUUCAUUUGGAAAGACAUUUCUCCACCAGUUGAUUCCGAUCAGAUAGGGAUUACAGUGUACUUCAACUCGGAGCUUCUACCCGACGCAAAACCAUAUCCGGACUACAUGGACUCGCGAUCCGCAGGCGGCAUCUCACUCCCAGCAUACGCCAACUCAAUCCGCACCACCCCAAUGAAUUCAAGCAGCUACUCGCCCACCCAGUCUUUGCAAGAGGACCACGAGCGGCAGGCAUUCCUGGAGAACGCUGUCCGCGAAAAAAUGCUGGGGUCCGGCGGCGCAUUACCGCUGUACAACGAAGUCAGCGGCGCGGUGAUAGUGGACCAAGAAGGCCUUCCGCACUUCCUCUCACCGCAAGAAGAAGCGCAACGCAAAAAGUCCCUGAAGCGCGCGGUCGAGGAGAAAAUGAAGGGCCUGCCCCGGCGUACCGAGUUCAAUUGGGCGCAAGCGCCUCACGGCCCGACGUUGCCAGCAUACUCGCCUGGGAGACACGGAUAA
Aspergillus clavatus NRRL 1 is the source of this 786-nucleotide messenger RNA. RefSeq lists its product as uncharacterized. NCBI's taxonomy places the organism in Eukaryota, Fungi, Ascomycota, Eurotiomycetes, Eurotiales, Aspergillaceae. The transcript has a single exon. The record is from RefSeq and is a predicted model, not a curated record. The coding region runs from base 1 to 786 and encodes 261 amino acids.